AUGAGUGCCGAGCAGGCGUGGCAGCGUCUGCCCUGUACAUCCUGUCACCGCAGCUACAAAUUCUAUUGUCCCAAGUGCAACAUUCCACUUGGUGUACCAAAGAGCGUGACGGUACCAUCACUGAAGUUACCACUACGUAUCGAUAUAUGGUUUCAGGACAAGAUUAAGAAGAGUACGGCACCACAUGCCAAGGUCUUGGCUCCGCAGGACGUGGAGAUUAUUCCUUAUCCGUUAGUAAAUGAUAGCACCACUUUGAUAAAAUAUACACGUAAUAACGCUGUGGUAGUAUAUCCAUCUUUUGAGGCCGAGACAAUGGACGAGAUCAUCAGUAACGAGCUCCAAGACCUUCGUACGCUGAUCUUCAUUGACUGUCCGUGGCAAAAAGCGUCAGUGAUCAUAAAAGACCCUACACUCGCCAAUUUGCGUCAUGUGAAGCUUGCUCAUCCACCCAAAGAGAGCAAUUUCUGGCGCUAUCAUAAAGCUGGAGCUGGUUGUGUCUCUACAAUUGAAGCUAUCCAGUUGAUGUUGGAAGAAUAUACUGCUGCUGCGGAGAAGGCAGCAAUCACAUUGCCAAAGGGCUCGGAAACGACGCAGUUGUCGGACUUGCUCUUCUUUUUUAAGCUGCAGUUUUCUCGUAUUGUCGAGCACUUUGAAAAUGAAGCAGACCCGGAGAAAAAACCACCUAUGGAUGCAGACGAGAAGGAGCGUCGUCGUGUGAUGUACAGUCAAAAGGAGAAGGGCAAGAAGCGGCGGCUUGAGAACAAGCUGCAAGCGUGGGAAACACGGUCGAAAGCGAUUCAAGUGGGUGAUGAUCAGCAUCCGAUCACGAUGCAAAAGAGACGUCAUCGUCGAUGCUACAACUGCAAGAAAGAUGACCACCAUUCAAAAGACUGUGUACAGCCAUGUCGCUAUUGUAAAAAACUUGGUCAUUUCAGUGCCAAGUGCAGUAUGAAACAAGCGGCCUUCGAACGGGAGAUGAAGUUUCAACUAACACCACGUACAAAGGCUUUGUGA
Molecule: messenger RNA, 1014 nt
Organism: Peronospora farinosa
Lineage: Eukaryota; Oomycota; Peronosporomycetes; Peronosporales; Peronosporaceae
Source: the annotation of a GenBank genome assembly